AUGGUGAACCUCCCAGACGACCUCCUGCUUUCGAUACUCAGCCGCAUCCCUUGCAAGGCGGACCGCGCUCGGAUGUCCGUCGUCUGCAAGGCGUGGCGCGCGGUGCUCGCCCGCCUCAAGGCCCCGCGCCCGCGCCCGCUCCCGUGGUUCCUCCUCCCCACGCCCCACCUCGGCGGCCCCACCAACGUUGCCUGCGCGCUCAGCGGCUUCCGCGUCCACCACUACAUCUCCAUCAACCCGCCUGGCGCGCGCUUCUUUGGCUCCCACGACGGCGCCGGGCUCUUCCUCCACUACAGCAAGAAGCGCAGCCACCUUCUCCUCGACGCCCGCAACUCCCGAGUCCGCGACCUCCCGGCCGAGAUCCUGCGGUGGAACGACCCGAAUGUCCACCGUAUGGUCAUCCUCGCCGCGACGCUGUCAUCCUCGCCGGAUGACCCGAACUGCGUCGCCGCCGCCAUCGUCGCGGCGUCGCGGGAUCCAGAUCCAGCACCCGGCGCCGUGGCUCCCUUGCCACCAAUCCAGCGCUGCGCUGCGUUCUGGCGCAUGGGGUGGCCGCGGGCGAUCGAGGGUUCUCUGAAUGCGGACCAGUCUGUGCCCAAUCCCGAGGACAUCGUCUACCACGACGGAGCGUUCCGCUUUCUACUCACCCAUGGCGACCACAUCCUUGUGUGUACGCCGACCAUGGGUCAAGCUGGGAAUCUGAUGACGGAUUGGGAGUUGCAAAGCUUCCGUCCUGGUGGACGUAUCUACGACGACCAGUUUAUCCGCGCUCGCUACCUCGUCGAGUCCCGCGGGGGACUGCUCUUGGUCUUGAGAUUCACGGCCUAUCCUACUCAGCCAUGGACGACGUCUUUGUUCAAGGUGUUCCUGGCGACUCGACGCAAGAUACCUAACGCCGACGCCGACUUCCCUGUGGCUAAUUACCCGUGGUCUUGGAUCGAGCUGGACACGCUGGGUGGCCGGAUGCUGUUCGUCGGGUAUGGCUGCUCCAGAUCCUACGAGGUGGAUCAGUACCCUGGCUUCAAGGAUGGCAUUUACUUCCUGGAUGAUGGCAAGCUUGAAGACAAUGCAAUGAUCUUUGGCGAAGACAAUAUGAGGCAAUACCCCUGCAGUGACAACGGGAAGUGGUCGGAAGGGCAUGUCCAGCGCUGCUUCCCGAGGCCAGACCCAUCGGACUACUCUGCUCCAGUUUGGCUUCUCCCUUGAGACGGCUAAACAUUUUUAGCUACUGAGUUGAUCUGCCUGAGAUCAUGAUAAGUGAUGCUAUAGUUUCAACCUUUCUGAUUGCAGUAUUCAGAGUGAGGUAAUUUCUGAUUGCAAUAUUCAGAGUGAGGUAGCUGCCUGUUGCAAUAUAUAGAGUCAGAUAGUAGUCGA
Molecule: messenger RNA, 1374 nt
Organism: Setaria italica (foxtail millet)
Lineage: Eukaryota; Viridiplantae; Streptophyta; Magnoliopsida; Poales; Poaceae
Exons: 1
Coding region: 1-1206 (401 amino acids)
Molecular function (GO): protein binding
Source: RefSeq, a predicted model, not a curated record